AAAAAAAAAAAACACUACUAGCUAAAUUGAUGUAAUAGUAGCUAGAAAUGAACGAUGAGGGAGAUAAAACGUUGCCCAUAGCGAAUGUGGGUAGAAUAAUGAAGCAAAAUCUUCCUCCCAAUGCAAAGAUCUCAAAAGAAAGCAAACAGUUGAUGCAAGAAUGUGCGACAGAAUUCAUAAGUUUCGUGACAGGUGAAGCAUCUGACAAGUGUCACAAGGAGAAUCGCAAGACCGUUAAUGGGGACGAUAUCUGUUGGGCUCUGUGUUCGUUAGGGUUUGACAACUAUGCUGAAGCUAUUGGAAGGUACUUGUAUAAAUUCAGACAAGCUGAACUUAUUAGAAUAAAUCAGAACAAACUUCAUGAAACUGCAAAAGACAAGUUUGAAGAAGAUGCAACAAAUCCAAGUACCAAACAUAGUAGUCAUCGGUAAGAAAAUACAAGCAGUUAAAAGGGUUUUAAAAGUCAAAUGUUUUUUUUGCUUCUAUUUCGUUACGGAUUGGACUACAAAAGAGAACUCAUAAAAUCCAUGCUUUUCUAGAGUAUCUUUAAGUAGGGUUUGCUCCUUCAAAUCAAUCUUGGAGUUAAUAUGUAGUUCCUUUCCUUUUCUGAAGAUGGAAUCAAUGAAGAAGAACAUUUCUAAUUUUGUUGGAUGUAUGUGAGGUAAUUAAUUUACUUGCAAAUUAAAAUUAAGGUGCUUUCCUUUCUUCUAUCUUUGAUAUA
Molecule: messenger RNA, 721 nt
Organism: Medicago truncatula (barrel medic)
Lineage: Eukaryota; Viridiplantae; Streptophyta; Magnoliopsida; Fabales; Fabaceae
Product: nuclear transcription factor Y subunit B-4
Exons: 1
Coding region: 48-431 (127 amino acids)
Biological process (GO): regulation of transcription by RNA polymerase II
Cellular component (GO): nucleus; CCAAT-binding factor complex
Molecular function (GO): protein heterodimerization activity; DNA-binding transcription activator activity, RNA polymerase II-specific; RNA polymerase II cis-regulatory region sequence-specific DNA binding
Source: RefSeq, a predicted model, not a curated record